GGAUAGUCCACUGUGGAGGACAGUCUGCGUGCGUCUGGCCGCUUGAGCAGUAGUCUGUGAUUACAUCAUAUUAUUAUCAAGGCCUACAAACAAAAUUGUUGCUGGUCAAAAACUUCUAAGGGUGCCAUGGAUUUGUUCUUCUUAUGGCUCAUAACUUUGGUUUUGGGUUUUUGGAUAUUUCGCAAAAUAAAUCAAUGGCGGAAUCUGCCUCCAGGCCCCUGGGGUCUGCCAAUUUUAGGAUAUUUGCCGUUCAUCGACCGUCAUCAACCACACUUAACUUUGACUAAAUUGUCCAAGACGUACGGUCCCAUAUAUGGAAUAGGGAUGGGCAACAUUUAUGCGGUGGUUCUGUCGGAUCACAAGUUGAUAAGAGAUGCAUUCGCCAAAGACGCUUUUUCGGGAAGAGCUCCGCUAUACCUGACUCAUGGUAUCAUGCAUGGCAAUGGAAUUAUUUGCGCAGAAGGACCGUUAUGGAAAGAUCAAAGAAAGCAAGUUUCAGCGUGGCUUAAAAGUUUUGGUAUGAGCAAGCACAGUGUAUCUCGUGACAAAUUGGAAAAACGAAUCGCUGCUGGAGUCUACGAACUACUUGAAAAUGUGGAAAAAUCUUCUGGAUCUCCAUUGGACCUAGCGCACAUGCUCACAAAUUCUCUUGGGAAUGUCGUUAACGAAAUUAUAUUUGGAUUCAAAUACCCGCCUGAAGACAAAACCUGGAAUUGGUUCCGACAAAUUCAAGAAGAAGGUUGCCACGAAAUGGGUGUAGCUGGUAUUGUUAAUUUCCUGCCUUUUGUUAGGCAUUUUUCGUCUUCAAUCCGAAAAACAUUUGAGGUGUUGGUACGUGGACAAGCUCAGACGCAUAGACUGUAUGCUAGUAUCAUAGCAAGGCGACGUAAAAUGUUAGGUUUGGAGACACCAGCUGGAGCUGAGUAUUUACCUCAUGCAGAUCUGUUCGACGAUCACCCAGAAGGUCAUAUUAGAUGUGUUACAUACAGCAAGCACGCUUCCAAUGCAGAACAUUUCUUCGAUCCUAACAUUUUAAUCCCAAUGGAAGAUGAGUGCAUAUUAGAUAACUUUUUAAUAGAACAGAAAAAAAGGUAUGAAAAUGGAGACGACAGUGCACGCUUUAUGACUGAUGAGCAACUGCAUUACCUUUUGGCUGACAUGUUUGGAGCUGGUCUUGAUACUACAUCGGUCACCCUAUCCUGGUUUUUGCUUUACAUGGCGUUAUAUCCGAAAGAACAGGAGCUAGUUCGAAAAGAAAUUUUGGAAGUGUAUCCAGAAGAAGGCGAAGUGGAUGGAUCAAGAUUACCAUAUUUGAUGGCAGCUAUAUGUGAGACGCAGCGGAUUCGAUCCAUAGUGCCUGUCGGAAUUCCUCAUGGCGCUUUGCAGGACACCUACCUUGGAAAUUACAAAGUUCCAAAAGGAGCUAUGGUGAUACCGCUGCAGUGGGCCUUGCACAUGGACCCCGAUGUUUGGGAAAAUCCAGAAGAAUUCAGGCCCAGCAGAUUCUUAGCGGAUGAUGGCAGUUUGUUGAAACCACAAGAGUUCAUACCUUUCCAAACUGGCAAGCGAAUGUGUCCAGGAGAUGAGCUCUCGCGGAUGCUGUCAUGCGGCUUGGUGGCGCGGCUGUUCCGUCGCCGGCGCGUCCGCCUCGCGUCACAGCCGCCCACGGCAGAGCAGAUGCAAGGAACAGUCGGUGUCACUCUCGCACCGCCCGUUGUGAAGUACUAUUGUGAUGCCAUAUAGUGUUGUAGAUCUUAUGAGUAUUUCCAGAUUCCAGAUCAAAUUAUAAGUAGUU
This is a messenger RNA of Ostrinia furnacalis (Asian corn borer), 1795 nucleotides long. RefSeq names its product cytochrome P450 enzyme phantom (gene phtm). The transcript is spliced from 8 exons. Gene Ontology annotation, cellular component: cytoplasm; intracellular membrane-bounded organelle. Gene Ontology annotation, molecular function: iron ion binding; heme binding; oxidoreductase activity, acting on paired donors, with incorporation or reduction of molecular oxygen, reduced flavin or flavoprotein as one donor, and incorporation of one atom of oxygen. The record is from RefSeq and is a predicted model, not a curated record. The coding region runs from base 127 to 1743 and encodes 538 amino acids. NCBI's taxonomy places the organism in Eukaryota, Metazoa, Arthropoda, Insecta, Lepidoptera, Crambidae. Gene Ontology annotation, biological process: xenobiotic metabolic process.